Molecule: messenger RNA, 2736 nt
Organism: Drosophila sulfurigaster albostrigata
Lineage: Eukaryota; Metazoa; Arthropoda; Insecta; Diptera; Drosophilidae
Product: fibroleukin-like
Exons: 3
Coding region: 43-1011 (322 amino acids)
Source: RefSeq, a predicted model, not a curated record
AAUCAGUUCAGUUUCGAUCGAGUUCUGUGCGAAAAAAUAACUAUGGAAGACAAAAAGCUAAACAUUGAAUUUGCUGAAAAUUCAGCAUGCAACUUAUUAGACGAUCGCAAUUUUGAUCAUUUUGACAAUCGUUAUGAUUCUUCAAAUAACCUAAAUAACGGAAAGGAAACUUUAAUCGAUGUUAUACAAAAGCAAGAUUGUCAAAUAAACGACCUCAAAUCUAAGUUAUCGGAGCUUGAAAAGAAAGUGUCGAUGCGUGAAGAAAUGGACAAGUUGUAUAGGGAUAAGCUGCAAUCUAAAGAGGAUCUAAUCGAGUCUUUAAAAUUGACCAAUGAACCGUCAAAGAACAAUGAAAAUUAUACGCAGAAGAACUGCGAACUGGUUACGAAAAAUGAUAAUAUCAGUAUUCAAAUGGAAUAUGGUGGAUCGAAAUUGUCGAUGAAAGUACCACAAUUGAAAUCCUUUGAGCCUGUGCUGGAGAAUAACAUUGCCGGUCCAGGUUGGAUUGUCAUACAUCGUCGUGUCAACGGCAACUGUGAUUUUAAGAGAAAUGAAGGCGAGUACUAUGAUGGGUUUGGCAAGAGGACUGGCGACUUUUGGCUUGGACUCGAAAAAAUGCAUCUAAUAACAUCGCAUCAGCGGCAUGAACUUUAUGUACACAUUGUUGACUUUGAUGGCAUUGCGCAUUAUGCAAAAUACGACAACUUUGUUGUGGGCAGCAGGCAGGAGAAAGGUGUGCUGAGGUCAUUGGGUCAUUACAGCGGAGAUGCCAACGAUAUGAUGCGUUUAAAUGAGGGCAAAGCAUUUUCUGUUGCCACGAAAGCAUACAAGAAUGGUUGGUGGUGGAUGCCGAAUGUGAAGCCCACUUGUAAUCUUAGUGGCAAAGUUACCGAUACAAGUAUUGAGAAGCACGAAUAUAUUUUCUGGGGAUACAAGACGUGGGGAAAUAAGAAGAAUUAUAUCAAAUCUGUGCAAAUGCUGAUAAGGCCCAUAAAGGAAUUGCCCAAAUAAUUAAAUGCAAUGCUGUUAUAGAAAUUAUUAUAAUAUUAAAUUAAUAUGUAAUUUGUACAAAUCGUUGUUUGUCGAACUUACAAAAGCAGGUCACGCUAAUAUUAAAGAUAUAAUAUGCAUAUCCGAAAAUUCCAUCGGGGAUUAGAGAAAUUGUCAGGUUUAUGAGCCAUCUGGAGUCGUAUUACUUUAACACCAGAUGGCUGAUCAUAAAACAGUCCCAUUGUAAAACACCAGAGAGGGAUUAUACAUUUAAGCAUCGCAGGUAAACAAAAGGACGAAGCACUACCUAGAAGAAGCUCAUUAGAAUAGAAACCCCCUCUAUGAUAACUAUAUAAGGCCUAGAAUCUUAAAAAGAAAACGUCAGUUCACAUUUUGAAUUCAGGAGGUAAAGUUGUGGUCACUCACUUUCGCCAGCUAAGUUUCUAUUCACGUCAUUGAAAAAUAGUAUUCUCUAUAUCAUGGAAGGUAAAACGCUAAAUUUACAAUUAGCUGAAAAUUCGGAAUGCGACACCUUCGAUCACUAUUUUGUAAGUACCAUGAAAAUUCAUAUAUGUGUUCCAUUAAAUUAAUUCGAAAUCUAUAAAAUUUUCAGAUCAAGCAUUAUGACAAUCAAUGUGUAACAAAUUAUAAAGUGGAGAAUUUAAACGACGUUAUACAACAGCAAGAUACCGAAAUAUACGAUCUAAAAACUAAGUUAUCAAAGCUUGAAAUGAAAGCGGCACUGGACGAAGAAAAGUUGAAUUUGUAUAAAGAUAAGCUGAAGUAUAAGGAUGAUCAAAUUGAAUUUUUAAAAUUGCGAAUUGAAUCGUUCAAGAACGGAAAUAAUGAUAACUUUACGGAAAGUAAUCUUCAACUGGAGCCUUUUGAGAACAAUGGCGAAAUGUUUGAACGGUUUUACAAGCUUUUUAGAGAACAGAAUGAUUUAAUUGAAAUAUUACAGAAUGAUUUAAUUGAAUUAUUCCAAAAUAGAUGAUUGCAAAACGAAGCCUAAGAUGAAAGCGUCGACGUAUUAUGAAAAGGACAAACUGUGUUAGCAUAAACAGAAACUAAAGGGAAUUCAAUUGAAUUAACUUUCUUUGAGUUUGCAGCAAUCUUAAUGGCUUAUUUUGAGAUGUAUUGAUUAAGAAUACAUAUUCUGGAUGGCUGGAAAGAGGAAAUGUAUAAUAUAAACUAAAUGUACAUUAAUUUAUUAAUGAAUAAAUAAUAUUUACAAAUUCAAUAAGGAGCAACUGCUUUACAUUUUCCUCAUAUACAGAUGUGUAUGUGAUCAAUUCAAAAUGUAUUUAUUUAAAUACUUGAGACUUAAUAAUUCACUGAAUUAUUAUCGCCAUCUCAGAUUCAGAUUCCGUGGAAUACUUAGCUCACGUUUUGUGUAAUUCCACUCAUUUGUUUUCGAGUGUGCGCAUACUUGUUUCUAUGUACGAGAGUGCUUAGUUUUAAUUAUAUUAAGAAAGCAAUGUCUUAAAAGCUGAAAAGCAAGUUUUUUAGCCCGCAAAGAAAGAUCCCCGAUUCUCAACUGCAUUCACAUUGGGUCUGCUGCUGUUGCGCAAUGCUUCGAUAGCCUGAUAGUUGAGGAACCAGAACGGACGCUGAUCCUCGGGCAGCGAAUUCAGAUGAUUCACAUACGCCUGAUCGCCGCGAGCAUCGAUGGGCAGCGCAUUGGCCACCGGGCUGGCAGCCGCAGUUGCCACUCCCGCGGUGCCGCUGAGUGGAAUCGUGGCAUCA